This is a messenger RNA of Cucurbitaria berberidis CBS 394.84, 2403 nucleotides long. RefSeq lists its product as uncharacterized. Gene Ontology annotation, cellular component: nucleus. The transcript is spliced from 2 exons. The record is from RefSeq and is a predicted model, not a curated record. Gene Ontology annotation, molecular function: chromatin DNA binding. NCBI's taxonomy places the organism in Eukaryota, Fungi, Ascomycota, Dothideomycetes, Pleosporales, Cucurbitariaceae. The coding region runs from base 94 to 2253 and encodes 719 amino acids.
GCGCCUGGCCCAACCCAGCGCCCCGCCGAUUGGCCUUUUCCCACCCUUGACGACGCUCCUUCCUCGCGCUCGGUCGCUCUUGCGCCGCCUGGAAUGUACUCAGUCCAUCAUCCCGUUCAGAUGUCAAAUGGUGGCAUUGGGAACGGCAUCAUGGACCCGUCCGGCACCAUUGACCCGUCGGCCCUCAAUUCACAAGGUGUGCUUGUAGGCCCGCCACAGCCAGUAGCACCGCAGCCGUCGAGAGGGCAGAAGCGCAGUCGCUCGCCAGAAAACAGCUAUGGCGACGUACAGCACGGUGACGACGGUACGUUGGCCCCAUUCGCGCAAUCGCGACGACGACAGAUGGCACCGACAGAAGACACUUGUCACACAUGCAUAGUCAACACCGCUGACCAAGCAGCUGCAGAUGAAGGAAAACCACGGAAGCGCGGGCGCCCACCAAAGACAGGAAAGGUCGCGUUUGCUGGUAGCCCCAACCGCGGAUCCCAUCCGUCCACGCCCUCGCACGCUGCCGGUGCUCCUCCCGUGCAAACUCCCCAACUCCACAGCACGCCGCUGCCCCAGGGUUCGCCACCCCAAGUAUCCCCCCCGACCAAGUCCACCCCGACCAAGCCUGCCGUAAUCAAGGCACUGCCAACCGUCCGCGACCAUACUACCGAUCAGCUAAACCCCGAGGGCGACGAGUAUAUCCCCCGCGAAACCGAUGACGCAGGAGAGCGAAAGGUCACACUGACAGGCCACCCGCUCGACGCACGCGAGUACCGCUGCCGCACCUUUUUCGUGCCCAACAGAGGAGACAAGCUGUUUAUGCUGGCGACCGAGUGCGCGCGCGUGCUAGGCUACCGAGAUUCGUACCUGCUUUUCAACAAGAACAGGUCCCUGUUCAAGAUUAUUGCUACUCAGGCGGAGAAGGACGACCUUAUUCAUCAAGAGAUACUGCCCUAUUCGUACAGAUCCAGGCAGAUUGCCAUUGUGACCGCGCGGUCCAUGUUCAGACAGUUUGGAAGCAGGCUGAUAGUCAACGGAAGACGGGUACGCGACGACUACUGGGAGAGCAAAGCUAGGAAGCAAGGUUUCACCGAAGAAGACGCGGCGGGCGAGAAGAGACCGGGUGCUGCAAAGGCGCGGGAAGCGGCUGCAGCGGAAGCCAACCACGCCAGUGCCCUGGCCUUCAACCAUCCAGGAGCAUAUGCGGGCAACAAUCAAGACUACAUGGGCGCUACGCUCAACCCUUCGCAGCCUUUCGGUGGCCUUAAUCCGGCGCCAGGAAGCAUGCCUGCAGGAAACUCGGACCCGUACAAUCAGCGCACAACGACUGAUUUGCAGCCUCGGGACUACAGUGGCGUUCAACGACCUCGACAUGAGAUGACGGGCCUGCCAUAUCAGGACAUCACCAGACCAACCCCGUCAGGCGAGAUCCUCAAUCAAGCUGCCCAGACAGCUGAGCUCAACAAGCAGCUAGAGCAACAGCGCAAAGGCCGCAAGGAUUAUCUGAACGACGUCUGGACACGACCGCACGAGCCACCUGUGCAACCAAACCGCCCAUCCACCGCAGAAGGAGAACAUGUCCCGCAGGUUACGCAAGCCGUCCAAUCCCCGCGUAUCUCCUCAUCAAACUCCGCCGUUCCCGCGAAUCAGUAUGGCAUGGCCCAACAGACACCACAAAGACCGGGACAACAGAUGGGAGCUGCUCAGUCCUAUCGCCCGCAGUCUCUUCCUCAAAACAACAUGGUGCCUUCUCCCAUGGCUCAGCAGCACACUCCUCUUCGACCGGAGCAGAUGCACCGUCGUCCACCGAGCAUUGGCAUGCCCCAAAACAUGAAUCCUACUGGAAUGGGCCCGACGGGGAUGCUCCCAGGUGUUCAGAACCCCGGCCAUGGCUAUCCUCCUUCCCACAUGUGGCAAGGUCCUCCUCAGCCGUCACCCCUCUCGCAACAGCAUAACAUGCAACAGUACGCUCAACGGCCUCCGCAGCAAUCGCCUCUCCCUCAGCAAUCUCCCAUGCACGCAUCUCCGCAGCUACAUCACGCUCAGAGCAGCGUUUCGAUGCAUGGCACGCCGGUACAACAAUACCAGACCAUGGGUGCCAUGGGUGGCGAUCCAGGAUAUCCACCCAUGGGUCAGAAUCCGUACCAGCCUAGCCCAAGCCCACAUCAGUUCAUGCAGCAUCAAAGUGCUGCGGCACAGCAACCUGGAAUGCCUGGGUGGGCUCCUCCACAGGGUCAGCAGCAACAAGGAUGGCAAUCAUACUAGGAGCAAUUGCAUUCUAAUCCCAAUGCUACGCAAAACCUGCAGGCUUAUGUCCAGAGACUGAACGCGGCUCGAGCAGCCUCACAGAAAGUGUAGUUGCGCUGCCAGUUCGUAUUCGGUGUCGAAUACAUUACUGCGGGUCGAGCCGUCCCA